AGAGAAACCCGCGGAUGCAAAGCACGGUUUUUAAUGGAGAUGAUAAAAUGAGUUUAACGAUCACUCAGACACACCCGAGGCCAGACGGGCUCUCGAACGCUGUGCGGCGGCAGCGGGUGUAUGACCACCUGUACGAUCCCGUUUACACGGUGUCCUCGGAGGUGGACCACGCCAGGUCCAGUCUCAAGGUCUACGCCUCUAAGGACCGAAUAAAGAGAGUGCCUGAGUUUGGGUGUAUGUUCAGUGAACUGCCCCACCACCCACGGUACACCGUUCAGCUGCAACCGGCAGACCCGGUACCGGCCUUCAUUGACCGCCGCUGGCGAGGCCACGCGGAGCAGCGUAGAGAGGCCUUGCAGCAGCUGGCUGGGGUUAUUCCAAAUGCUCAGCCAUGGCUGAAGAGGGAGGAGUGCCAUGUCACCGGAGUUGAUCGCUGGAAAUACUUCAAACGGUUUGAUUAGCCUGUGGACACUCACUCAUUCACAACUGUGGAUAUGGUGGAGCAGCAGCCACGUGCACAGACGGACCCCACGUGGGGCUCAAGCUCCUCCCCUUUUGCCCUGGAUGAGAAAAGUGCCCUUUUUGCUGGAGACACAUUUUUUCUUCAUUAAUAAGUAUUUAAGAAUAAAAAUGACUCUGUGAUCAAUUCCCCCCAAAUGUGUUUUGAUAUCUGACGGGGCAUUUAUUUGAGUUCUUGUGAGAAUCUGGCCCCGACAUGCUCCACCCUCCAGCGUUUGUUAUGUCAUUUUUCGCUCCUAUCAUUUUGUAAUGAA
Pseudoliparis swirei is the source of this 773-nucleotide messenger RNA. Its product is annotated as cilia- and flagella-associated protein 91-like. The transcript has 4 exons. Lineage: Eukaryota; Metazoa; Chordata; Actinopteri; Perciformes; Liparidae. The record is from RefSeq and is a predicted model, not a curated record. The coding region runs from base 15 to 461 and encodes 148 amino acids.